AUGAAAUUGGUAACGGGCAUAUUCGUGCCGCUGCUUGCCGUCGCAGGUGUCACUGGCCUGCCAAACUACCAGCGGAAGAGUUUGAUACAAGAGCCUUCUGAAUGGAAACGGAUUCGGCGAGCGUACCCGAAUGAUCUAGUCGAUGUGUCUAUUGGCCUCGUGCAGCACGGUUUCGCGUCCUUUGAACAAAGGCUGCUUCAGGUUUCUACUCCUACACACCCAGAAUACGGCAAGCACCUCUCAACUAGGCAAAUCCAGAAGCUGCUGCGACCUGAACCAGACCAUGUCCGCUGCGUUCUGGAAUGGCUGUCUGAGUCGGGAGGCCUGAAGGCCCACAACGUGUCAAAAUCUCCGACGGGUGACUGGCUGGAGAUUUGCAUGCCAAUAAAAUGCCUUGAGCAUCUACUCCAGACAGAGUACUGGACAUUUGAGCACAUCCCAUCCGGUACUAUUGCUAUCCGUACUCUGGAAUGGUCGCUGCCGACACAUCUAUUAGACGUCGUUGAAGUCAUCGCGCCUACCAACGUAUUCAUCCUUCCGACUGCGCAGCUCAAAUACGGCGCUCCGGCACCGCUCUGGGAGACUGAGGGUCGGGUGCCGACACACGAAGAGCUGGUCGAGGAAGACUGGCUCGACCGCGGACAUCUGGACAUCCCGGCCGAGGAUGCGCUGUCCGCGAACCCCACGCCAGCCGAAGCCUGCAACCGUCUUGCCAUCUCCCCCCUGUGCCUGCGGGUGCUCUACGGCACCUGGGGCUACUCGCCGCAAAUCUCCGCCGCCAGCAGCAAGAACUCGAUGGGCAUGGUCAACUUCCUGGGCCAGGUAGCAAACCGCUCCGAUGUGGCACUGUAUCUUGCGCGGUACCGGCCAGACGCGGCGGCGGCGCAUGCCGAGGCUGCCUUUUCCGUGGAGCUGGUGAGCGGCGGCGACGACCAGCAGACGCCCAACACACCGCAGCAGAAUAAGGACCAAAAAGGAUACGAGGGCGCGCUCGACGCGCAGACGAUGCUCGGCAUCAGCUGGCCUACGCCGCUGGUCAUGUACAACGUGGGUGGCAAGCCGCCCUUCCGUCCGCUCAGUAUGCACACCAAGAACACCAACGAGCCGUACCUGGCGUGGCUGAGGCACAUGCAGAGCGUCGAGAACCCGCCGUCUGUGAUAUCGAUCUCCUACGCGGAAGACGAAAAGCUCGUGCCGCCCGAGUACGCGCGCCGCGUGUGCGCCGAGUUCGCGCAGCUUGCGGCCCGAGGCGUGUCCGUCCUCGUGGCGAGCGGUGACUACGGCGUCGGCCGCACCAAGCAGUGCGUGACGCUGGACGAGAAGCGCCGCCGGUUCAUGCCCAGCUUUCCCGCCAGCUGCCCCUAUGUCACCGCUGUAGGGGCCACGCGCUUCAUCGAGCCCGAGAUGGUGGCCUUUGACGCCCGUAGUAGUUAUGCGUCUGGCGGGGGCUUCAGCGAUGUCUUUGCGCGGCCGGCGUACCAGCGCGCGGCCGUCGAGUCGUAUCUUGCCGAGUUCGAUCGCAGAGUAGAGGAAGACCCGGAGCAGGAAGAUUACAGCGGCCUGUUUAACCAUGCAGGGCGCGCUUACCCAGACAUUGCAGCCAUGGGGUAUCACUUCUCGGUGCUUUGGGGCGCGGUGGCGCACCUUCAGGAUGGGACGAGCGCGUCGACGCCAACUGUUGCCGCCAUCGUCGCUCUUGUCAAUGAUGCGCUGAUAGACGCCGGCCGGCCCCCGCUUGGCUUUCUCAACCCAUGGCUGUAUUCAGCUGGUGCAUCGGCUUUUCGGGACGUCAAAGUCGGUUCCAACAUGGGCUGCAAUACCUCCGGCUUUCCGGCGACUGAGGGUUGGGAUCCAGCUACGGGACUUGGAACACCCUGGUUCCCGAAACUCAAGGAAGCGGCGCUGGCAUCGCGGUUUCGAGCUACUCGACCUUGGUAUUAUUUGCCAGGUAUAUGA
Akanthomyces muscarius is the source of this 1956-nucleotide messenger RNA. RefSeq lists its product as uncharacterized. The transcript is spliced from 3 exons. Bases 1 to 1956 code for a protein of 651 amino acids. Gene Ontology annotation, molecular function: serine-type endopeptidase activity; tripeptidyl-peptidase activity. The record is from RefSeq and is a predicted model, not a curated record. Gene Ontology annotation, biological process: proteolysis. Lineage: Eukaryota; Fungi; Ascomycota; Sordariomycetes; Hypocreales; Cordycipitaceae.